This is a messenger RNA of Esox lucius (northern pike), 10727 nucleotides long. RefSeq names its product adenylate cyclase type 9. NCBI's taxonomy places the organism in Eukaryota, Metazoa, Chordata, Actinopteri, Esociformes, Esocidae. Gene Ontology annotation, molecular function: adenylate cyclase activity. The transcript is spliced from 10 exons. Gene Ontology annotation, biological process: cyclic nucleotide biosynthetic process; intracellular signal transduction; adenylate cyclase-activating G protein-coupled receptor signaling pathway. Bases 2000 to 6670 code for a protein of 1556 amino acids. The record is from RefSeq and is a predicted model, not a curated record.
CAUCCAAUGUGCGUGCACGCACCCAAACACCUCCCUCUCUUCUGUCAGCGACUGUGGUCUCGUCCCUCUGGCACACGCAGCCCCAUACAUCUACACACAUACAGAUGAACAGCGGAUUCUGAAAGCUCCGAGAAGAUGGUGGUGGUAGCGCCGCCUUUGUUUUAACUGUGUCUGGGUAGCUCAGACUCAUCGAAUUACAGCGAUAUCCAUUGUAUCUCUUCUCGACUGAACGAUUGGUGAAUGGGUUGACAACGGGUAAAAUAAAACAAUGUCAAACGAUGAAGAACCGGGGAGCUGGAGGAUCGGAUGGGAAAGGAUAAAACAUGAAAUAGCUCAGCACUCAUAUCUGACUUGAAUAAAAGGGAAUUCUUUGGACAGAGAAAAAAGACGCCUGCGUCCUUGUCCUGCGCAUUCAUGCAAUUUAGUUAAACUGGGAUCAAGGAGCCACUUGUCUGUUCAGUGGGGACUCUCGGUGUCCGGGGGAUGCGUGCAGGGGAGAAAACUUGUAAUUAGCCCGGGCUGGCCACGCGUUCACCGCUGUCUGCGACCUAAUGGGGAGAAUAGUAGCGUGGGAAAAGUUUCCAGCACACAAGGGAAGGAGAACGGAAUUCGGAUACGUACAAUCAAGACUACAUUUAGCUGUGUACCGUUUUGGGUGACUGACAUUGAAGUUUACUGACAAUUUAAUUGUCGGCCACAAGAAAUUGAAGGGAAUAUUUUGUUAACUGAAAUUGUUAGAUUAUAUUAUCAAAACAUGAUUUACUCAACACGGUGAGCAUCGAGGGUUUGGAUCCAAGUAAGAAGCGUAGGCGUUUGCACGUGCGGCAAUCACUUGAUCUUGAUUUCCUCUGAACACAGUUUUUGCAGAGCUUUGCUCUACUGUGCUAGCGGGUCCUCUUCAAACUGCGCUCCUCUUUCAGUGCGAGUCCCCAGAAAUUGGAGGCGCAAUGGUGAAGAUUCCGUAGAGGAAAAUCAGGAAAGAACGGGGCUCCUUACAUGGGAAUACUUACGAAUAGGCCUUUUCACUGGAACAGCAAAGAGCGUAAUGGGUUUUUGACCUCAGUUUAAUGUUUUCUUUAUUAUAUAUGGGAGGACAUUUCUGCCUUAAAUCACCCGGCAUGUCAAGCAAUAGUUCCAUAACUAGCUUUUUUUGGCUAUACAAAAACGCCGACAGUAGUAGAUAAAGGUCUGCAAUACACACACUUACAGCAAAGGGCUUACGGAUGAAGUAGGAAAAUAUUCUUUACAGAUGAUUUCUACAUGCAAUAUAACUUUGUCUUCUCCCUUAAAACCUGUAUUUAAAUUCCUUCAUAAUGCAUGGAUAAGAGGAAGGCAGGCUAGACUGUUGUCUAGAGACUAACUUAAAUAAAACCGGGAUCUAAAAUCAAGAGUAUUAUUUUCACAGGGAAUGUACGAAGGGUCAUAUAGACAGCCUAAUGGUGCCAGCAUUAGGGAAUUGGAUCAAUGCUUCAGUACAGUCAUGUAAUCCUCUUCAGAAUUUGCCACAACACUCCAGUGUAGUAAGAUACUAUUCAGGUGAGAGCUUUUGCAAUUGUAAUGAGGUUGUUUUACAAAAUUAAGACUUCUACAGUAAACAUUAUAUUCAAUAAGAUUUGGACUGGUCCCCAAUCCUUUCAAAUUCAUUAAAAAAAGCAGUUUGGCACUGGAUGAACCUUGCGUAUGUUGGUCAAAACAGAGGAGAAGUUAGAGGAAUGCGAGUAUUGACGUCAUAUGGGACAAUAAUAAAUGACUCCAUCCUGGAAGAGUAGUUUGUUUGUAAAUGGCUCAUUUAGCAUUUUGUAACCAGAAAGUUUGGUGUUGGAUUUUUAUUUAUGUAUGAUUAGAUUUAUUUGCCUUUUUAUUUUACACUCAUUCUAGUCUAGAGUGGGCUGCACUGUGGAUACAUUUAUAGCCUUUAUUGCCUUACCUUGUAAAUGACCUUGCCUUGCAAAUAGUCGUUAGCUUUACCAUUGUUAUUUCUUUAAGAUUAAAAAGCAGCAUGGCAUCCCCCCAACACCAGCAGUUGCUGCCUCACAACACAGAAGUGAGCUGUGACUCGAGCGGUGAGGGUGGCGUCUCCGUGAGAAUCAGCAGUAGCGCCAAACACAAGCACGGAGGAGGAACUGGGGCUUUGGGUGGCAUGGGAGGAGGUGGCUUCAUGGGAGGAGGUUCCAAACACUGCAAAUACAGCAUCUCCUCUAGCUGUAGUUCUGGGGAAUCUGGAGUUCGCAGGCCUGCGGUCAAGGGUCUGCGGACCCAGAGGAAGAUGCCCCAGCUCUUCGAAAGAUCUGCCGGGCACUUCUGGGACCCUAAGUUUGACUCUCCCAUCCUAGAAGAGGCAUGCAGAGAGAGGUGCUUCCCCCAGACCCAGAGGAGGUUCCGCUAUGUCCUUUUCUACUUGUGUUCUGCCAGUCUCCUCUGGGGGCUGUACUUUGGCGCCAACCCAGACAGAUGUGACCAGACAGUUUUCCUCAUCCCCACCGCCUGCUUCUUCCUUUUCUGCCUCCUCCUCUUCCUGUUGACGUUCACACGGCUCUAUGUGCGCUGUUACAACCAGGCAUCACUGCUGCUCAUAGUGGUGACCUUUGCUCUCACCCUGGCACCUCAGAUCCAGACUGCCGGCUUUAGGGACCUAGAGACCCUUCCUCCGGAGGAUGUGCUGGAAGACCCGGGGGACUUCAGUGGCAUGGACCCUAGGAACGUGACCUUCAACCAGGACUUACCCAUGGGGAGUGGCUGGGCCCCAUGCUUAUCUCCAGUAGGAACCUUCUCCUUAGGCAUGGAAGUGCUGCUACUACUCUACAGCGUCCUCCAUGUCCGACUCUAUGCCUCUGUGCUGCUGGGACUGCUCUACUCUGUUCUUUUUGAGGCUCUUGGAUGGCUCCACCUCACUGAUGCUGUCGGGUACAGUUGGAGCCAGGCCUCAGGAGGAGCAAACUUAGACUGGGACACUCUGCACUGGCUGGCGCCGGCCAAAGCCCUGCUCCACCUGUGCGCCCACGCCAUCGGCAUCCAUCUUUUCAUCAUGUCCGAGGUGCGAUCGCGAAGUACCUUCCUUAAGGUGGGUCAGGCCAUUAUGCACGGCAAGGACCUGGAGGUGGAAAAGGCACUGAAAGAACGCAUGAUCCACUCAGUGAUGCCCCGCAGGGUGGCUGACGACCUGAUGAAGCAAGGGGACGAGGAAGGCUUGUCGGGCGAGAACACUGCCAAGCGCUACUCCAGCAGCGGGGCGGCAGCCGUCAUUUCCAGCCCCAAGAACAGCAAGAGGAAUAAGACCUCCAUCCCGAGGGGUCAGAUCAUCUUCAGACCCUUCAACAUGAAACGCAUGGAGCCCGUCAGCAUCCUCUUCGCCGACAUCGUUGGAUUCACCAAGAUGUCCGCCAACAAGUCGGCCCACGCCCUGGUCGGCCUCCUAAACGACCUCUUCGGACGCUUCGACCGGCUGUGCGAGCUGACCUGCUGUGAGAAGAUCAGUACCCUUGGGGACUGCUACUACUGCGUGGCGGGCUGCCCUGAACCUCGGCCGGACCACUCCUACUGUUGUGUUGAGAUGGGCCUGGGUAUGAUCCAAGCCAUCGAGCAGUUCUGUCAGGAGAAGAGGGAAAUGGUCAACAUGAGGGUCGGAGUCCAUACAGGAACUGUCCUAUGCGGUAUCCUUGGGAUGAAGCGGUUUAAGUUUGAUGUGUGGUCAAACGACGUGAACCUGGCAAACUUGAUGGAGCAACUGGGAGUGGCCGGGAAGGUGCACCUAUCAGAGGCCACAGCCAACUUCCUGGAUGACCGGUACCAGCGAGAGGACGGGCGGGUCACAGAGAGGGUUGGACAGAGCGUGGUGGCGGACCAGUUGAAAGGGCUGAAGACCUAUCUGAUCUCAGGGAGGAAGGUGGAACCCUGCCACUGUAGCUGUUCCCAGCUGGGCCUGGCAGGCCUGGAGCCCGGGGGCGGGACCCGCGCCCACACCCCAGACGGUCCAGACGGAGCGCCCUCGGCCUGCGGCCUGAACCAAGGAGGAGCCUCGGACAGGGCCAAGUCUUCCUGUCCCACCUGCAGCGUGGCUCCUCUGCCAGGGGAGGAUCAAGUUCUGGCGGAGGGUAUGGUGCAGAACGGCUGCCAUGACGACCACAAGACCAAUAGCAGCAAGGACACCUCAUCUGUCAAAUGCCCCUCCCAGGCCACCGUAGGCCACGGUCCCAAAACCCUGAACGGUCUGCUGAGCCCGAGACUGGAGGAGCCCCUGACCAAUAGCCAGACGUCCCUCUGUGAGAUGCUCCAGGAGAAGGAGAAGAAGUGGGGCGGGGGGGCUAUGGGGGCAGGCAUGGACCACUCUGUCCUCAUUCCCCUGCGCUCCAAGAACUUCAGAGAGAGGAGCGACGCUCACUUUGUGGAUGUCAUCAAAGAGGACAGUCUGAUGAAGGACUACUUCUUCAAGCCUCCCAUCCACAAAUUGAGCCACACCUUUUUGGAUAGAACCCUGGAGUCGGCCUACAGGACCAGCUACCAGGAGGAGGUGGAGACGCAGGCGGUGGUCCAGACCUUCGCCAGCCCCACCUUCAGCUCCUUCCUAGACAUGGUCCUGUGCUGCUCCGUGUUCCUGGCCCUCUCCCUGGCCUGCUUCCUCCGGCCCCUGCUGUCCCCCUCCGUGUACCCCCCGCCUGUCCUGGCCCUCGCCGUGGCCUCGCUGGCCGCUCUGCUGGAGGCUCUGGCCCUGGUGCUGUCCAUACGGGUGGCCUUCUACCUGAACAACGUGCUGAGCUGCACCAGAACCCUGCUGAGGACCAUCUCCGGCUGGGUUCCCCGUCACCUGGCAGGGGCUGUGCUGGUCUCCCUGCCGGCUGUGUCGGUCUUCUCGCACGUCACCUGUGACAUGCGCCCGUCCAUACAGUUCACCAUGUUCACCUGCUGUGCGGUGAUCAUUGCCAUCAUCCAGUACUGUAACUUCUGCCAGCUGAGCUGCUGGAUGCGUUCGGCCAUGGCCACCGUGGUGGGACUGGUGCUCCUGGCACUGCUCUUCAGCCCCCCCUGCAGAACUGCCAACAGUGUAUUAUUUUGGUCGUAUGAUGCCACCAACAACAGUAAUGGCAGCAGCGGUGGAACUGGUGAGCCUGAAGCUGCCUCAGAUCCGUUGCCUCGCCCCCAGGACCUGUUGGGCCCCGAGGUGGGCGUGGCCUUCUUCCUGCUCCUCCUUCUCGUCUGGUUCCUCAACCGCGAGUUUGAGGUCAGCUACCGCCUCCAUUACCACGGCAACGUGGAGGCCGACCAGCACCGCAUCAAGAUCCAGAAUAUGCGCGACCAAGCUGAUUGGCUGCUAAGGAACAUCAUCCCCAUCCAUGUGGCGGAGCAGCUCAAAGUGACCCAGAGUUACUCCAAGAACCACGACAACGUUGGCGUGAUUUUCGCCAGCAUCGUCAACUUCAGUGAGUUCUACGAGGAGAGCUACGAGGGCGGCAAGGAGUGCUACCGGGUCCUCAACGAGCUCAUUGGCGAUUUCGACGAGCUGCUUCGCAAGCCGGCCUUCGACAACAUUGAGAAGAUCAAGACCAUCGGAGCCACGUACAUGGCGGCAGCUGGGCUGAACACCCAGCAGUGCGCCGAGGCCCCACACCCACACGCACACCUGCGGGCGUUGUUCGACUUCGCCCUGGAGAUGAUGCGCGUGGUCGACGACUUCAACAAGAACAUGCUGGGCUUCAAGUUCAAGCUACGCAUCGGUUUCAACCACGGGCCGCUCACCGCGGGGGUGAUCGGCACCACCAAACUGCUGUACGACAUCUGGGGUGACACCGUCAACAUCGCAAGCCGCAUGGACACCACGGGCGUCGAGUGCCGCGUUCAGGUGAGUGAGGAGAGCUACUGUGCACUCAGCGCCAUGGACUACGAGUUUGACUACCGCGGAACGGUCAACGUCAAGGGCAAAGGUCAAAUGAAGACCUUCCUGUUCCCCAAGAGCACUGACAGCGGCACGCCCGUGCCUCAGUACCAGCUCUCUGUCUCGCCGGAGAUCCGAGUGCAGGUUGAUGGGAGCAUCGGGCGCUCACCGACGGACGAGCUCUCUAACAUCAUGCCCAGCUCCUUGGCUGGUGUACUCAGUAACCCCACUACCUCCAUCAACCCUGGGGUGUCCGUAAGUCUGCAGCGGCCUGAGACUGGAGUGGUUGAGGCUGGAGAUAGGCAAGACGCCCGGGGACAGUCCUACUGUAGCCCCACUACUACAGAGAACACCACCGCCAGAUCCUCCUCUUCCACCACUUCCCAAGUUGGUCCAUCAUCCCUGCCCAUCACUAGUCUAGGGGAACCUACUUUGAAAGUCCAACACCUGAAUCCGCCCGUCACUAGUUUACUUGGAGUUCCCCUGACAGUCCAACAAACAAGUCUACCCGACACCAGCUUUGGUGGUUUUCCGCAGACAUCGACAAAUGUCCAAAAACAAAAUUUGCCCAUCACUAACGUAAGUGGAGGAACUACCGCAAAGGUCCAACCCCCGAAUCAUUCAAUGGCUAGUUUAGGUGGGGCUCAUCCUUCAACGAAUGUCCUCCGACAACCAAACCUUGUGGCGUCAACCACCACCCUCCAGCCGAACUCCCCUCAGAAUCCUGAGUCAUGGAAGGUCCUGGAGAAAACAGACACCGAAGAGGACUGUGAUGAAAUCAUCGGGGAGCUUACAAAACUCUAACUGCCAUUCAUGCCGUAGAGAUUUUUGCAUUUGCCUUCAGCCCUUUAAGCACUGUCGGUCUUGCUUUCCUGGCAGUUUAAGCUUUUUAUGGAAUAGGCUUGCAUGUAUGUGCUCAGAACACAGAGGCAUGACAAGAAGACAGAGGAGGGAAGCACCAAGAUUGCUGACUGGUUAAAACCAGCCGUUGUCCUGUCCGUUUUCAAUCCUUCUCCAAUAUUUAGUUCAAUAAGACACGCUGUUGUAAAACUUUUUGUAACGAUUAACAAGCAUUCCUAUAUUGCACAACAGUACCAUUCUGUUUUCUAUGUCUGUGGAGGACAUUUCCAAUCUGUGGGACUGUAUGGAUCACAGGAAGGAGAUUUGAAGAUGCGGAAAGCACAGUGGGCACUAAUAAUUAGCAUCCUAUGAUUUACCUGAUCCCAACUAACAUCUUUUGUUCUUAUUUUUGGUGUGUUACAGUUUUUUUUGUUUGCCUUUCUUUUUCAAGGUUAAGUGAUUAAGUGCCUUUAGCAUGAAAUACGUAUGUAGACCGAGCUGAUCUUGACUACAAAAAAGAAACACAAAGAUAAAUAAAAAAUGCGUAAGACUUGUGUAGUACAAAACUGCAAACUGUGUAUACAUUUUAGGACAAAAGCAUUGUUUCAGUCAGUUGUCUUUGGUCUGUGUAGCUAUGACAUUGCAACUGUUAUUUAUUUGUCCUUAGUUAAGGAAUUGAGUUAACAAUCAUUUAAUUGAGAGCAAUUGAGGAAUGGCACGGUUAAGGGUGAAUUAAAGGAAAGCAGAAAAGGCUCAUGUUAACAGUGAAUCACUAUAAAGUGUCUAAGAAAAGCACAAUGCUACCAGACAAACACAAGAAAAUCAGGUGGGAGGGUGCGUGUGUGCGUGCAUGUGAGUGUGCUUGUGUGUGUGUGUGUGUGUGUGUGUGUGUGUGUGCGCGCACACCUACAGUGAUUGCCUACAGUGAUAACUGACAUCCAAAGCCUCAGGUGAAUGGGUGGCUGUGAUUUGACAUUCUCAAUCUGAUGAAACUGUUGAAUGACUAAGAAAGUCUGGAACAUAAUCAACAAAUAAUGACAUCCCUUUUGCUGAUGUGACAGUUUUUUCCAGCCCUAGUUAUGACUAAGGACCACUUUCUUACCAGAGACAUCAGUCUCAAACUCUUAACUGGACCGCACAAACAGAAAUCCAAGGGGGAAUCUUAACUCCCAAAUAAGUUGCAUUUUUCUAAGUAAUAGUCUUGACAUUAAAUAAUUAAUAUGUGAAAAUCUGGUAUGUUAGGAACCUUCCCUCUUUGACAUAGAGAAAUAAUAGGGUUUCAUUGACUCUCCAAGUCAAUAAAACAAACAUUUAGUGACACAGUUUUUGUGAUGUUCAGUAAUCUCGUAGUAUAGGCUUCAGCAGGAAUGCAAUCUGUAGUUAGGCUACUCUUGUGACCUUUAUAGGUAGGCCUUCCAAUGUGUCAUUUAUAUAUGUGCUGUUAUAUACGUGCUGUUAUAUACGUGCUCUCUUGCUUGCAAUAACAAUCUGCUUAAACUGUUACAUGUUCCAUCAUGUGCAACUAAAAGCAGACUCAUUUGAGGAUAAGUCAUGUGAUUAGCUGUACAGUGGGUAUACACAAACUGCAAAUGGGGUCAUCUCUGUUCCUGUCGCUUUCUUGUUUUGGCAAAAUGGGUUGUGUACUUAGCGGAAAAUGUUAUUUUUGUUCUCAGCGACAUUGCUUUGUAACCUCCAAGGUACAGUAUAAAAGCAUUCUCUGUUAGGAGUGUAAAUCCUGAAAUGCAUUUAUUUUGUUAAAUACUAUAAACCAACAGGUUUUACUUCAGUUAAAAUGAUGGGGAUGCUCGUACUGUAUACUAGCUGUCAUUUGGGUUUAAAACAUGCUUAUCUAAACAUUCAGAAAUUCUCUUGUAGUUCAGGCUUUUGUUUUUCCCAAGUCUCCUUGCGUGUAGUGCAACAGUUUGCUAGUAGUGCCUUUUCAGUCAUACAAAAGCUGUUUUGAUCAACUAAAUAAUUUAAGAAAUCCCUUUUUUUGUCGACCUUUGCUUAUAUGCAGAGCACGUUUUUCAUAUUAGUACAUAUUUCAAAUUAUGUUCUGUUAUGAAUUCGACCGUGCCUUUUCUAAUAUGUGAUAUUAUGGGCAAUUGUUUCCAACAUUUAGAUUGACUGAUAUUAGUGACACCAUACUUCCAAUUUCUGAUGCAACUUUUUGGUGCAUUCAUUGGCCGCCACAUAUUUGUUCUGACAUUGAUUUAGAAAAGGGACUUAAAAUUGAAAAUAUCGUUUCAUAAUUUUUUAUUGUAUUUUGUAGAAAUGCUUGAAUGGAGCUAGGCCACUUUAAGUGCAAUAAUCUACAAAGGGCAUCAUUUUGAAUGGGUGACAGGGGAAAAAUAUUCUUCAUGAUUUUGAGCGAACAAUCCUUCUUGUACAAUACGCCAAUUCAAUCUACUUCAAUAAAGGAAUAUAUUGGAAAAAUCUGUUGAAAUAAACUUUACACAGCGUUAUCUUACUAAAUGUCCCGAGGAAGGGGAACUACUUAAUUGAGUUCUGGACACACACAAGGAAGAUAAAACGCUGAUAUUAUCUACAGCUUUUCUCAUUGCUUUGGAGAAACUUUGCUUAUCAACCUAUGGAUUCCCGAUGUUGUAUUUUGUCUGUGCUGGAUAAGAGUAGUUCUUAUAAUAAAGAGGUUGUUUCAUUUAAGGCUUACUUUGAGAGAGAUGUUGGAGUCUGAUCUCGUGCCGGAUUCACACUAUCAGGCUGGUUGGUACUGUUCCAGGUCUGAUAUUAACUGACUCACCCAACCUAUGGUGGAUGGGUUAAUAGGUCAGCUCAGAAAAGCUCUGCUUAGUUUAGAUUGGUAAUGUGAAAAAGGCAUUCGGUCUCCCUGCUUCAAAAUAGUUUUUGUUGUUGUUGUAAUAACUGGUCUUAACUGCUUAAAGAACUUCAUAGGUUCACAAUUUAAAUAUUAUUCAUAAAAUGUUAUGAGGAGUAGACAAAAAACAGACUUGUCCAAUAGUCUAAAACUGAACUGGUAUAUCUGGUCCAUCUUUAGCCUGUUGGACCUCACUGUUUUCUGGUUUGUAGAAUUAUAAUUGUCUGGCUAAUAACAGGUAUUCCAGGGAUACAUUUGGGUGUUGCGUGGGUCCAAAUGGAAAGAAAUGUCCCAGUAUGUUAGAAACACCCGAGCCAAUUUCUGGUCCCAGUCCACCAUGGCACAUUACAUUGGGACUAUUUUGAUGCCAAAGAGUGUCAUUUAAUUGAUGUAUGUUUUGUCUCAUUUCUGCCUUUUCAUUUGCUCUUGGUUGUUUUGGAUAUCAAUGAUGGGUUGUUGCUACUCUCUUCUGGGUCACACUGUAUACAUUUGCACAAAGCGCUCACUCUGUACAUACGUGUUUAUAGUGUAUAUUGUCUGAUCAUUUUGUAAUAUUUAUACAGGUGCAUGUGCCUGUUUGUGACAUUGUUGAACUGUUGAGGAAUAAGUGGGGUGUGUUGUGUUUAGAAUAAUGUUAGUAUGUUUGCCUGCGCGUAUCUGUGUACCUGUGUGGUUGUCUGUGUAACUAUGAUUGUUUCAGUGGGAGAGUAAUGCUCAGUGACCUGUAGGUUUAGGAUUGUGUGUGCUGCCUGAAGCUGGACAUGUCUGUCCCUCACAGUAUGUUGAUGUCAAUUUCUGACAGUAACAUGGAUCUAUAAAGACUUCCUGCCUCCACUGCUUAUAUAUAGGUCUUGCUAUUCCCCCAUCUUUUGUAGCUUAGUUUGUCCCGGAUCCAUUUGUUCUUUUCCAGCUCCUAUGGUCAAUGUAACACCAAAUAACCGUUGAAGUUGACAAGACCGCACAAAGAGAUCUGGGACCAGGCUACACUGUCAAUAUAAGGUGAAAUCACACUGCUAAAUUUCUGUCCAUGUAUUCAGACCCUGUUCCACAUAAAGCCUACUCUGUGGCUGCUGGUACAUCUUUGGCAUCUCUCCGACUGGCUUUUGUAUAACCUAUAGCACACUGCAUUUUAGGAUGGGUCUACAAUUUAAGAUUUAAAAAGGAGAAUAAAGGAAAAAAAUCUGA